Molecule: messenger RNA, 1002 nt
Organism: Fraxinus pennsylvanica
Lineage: Eukaryota; Viridiplantae; Streptophyta; Magnoliopsida; Lamiales; Oleaceae
Source: the annotation of a GenBank genome assembly
AUGGCUUCAUCGUCGUCUUCUGCACCCGCCGUUGGCCCAGAUAUCCCGUGGGUAGAGAAAUUCAGGCCCACCAAAGUGGCGGACAUAGUGGGGAAUGAAGAUGCCGUUGCCAGGCUCCAAGUCAUCGCGCGAGAUGGAAACAUGCCGAACCUCAUUUUAGCCGGCCCCCCUGGAACCGGGAAAACCACUAGUAUAUUGGCACUUGCACAUGAACUGUUGGGACCAAAUUAUAGAGAGGCAGUUUUAGAACUAAAUGCAUCAGACGACAGAGGGAUUGAUGUUGUGAGAAAUAAAAUAAAGAUGUUUGCCCAGAAGAAAGUCACUCUGCCCCCUGGUCGGCACAAAGUAAUUAUCUUGGAUGAAGCUGACAGCAUGACAUCUGGAGCUCAACAAGCCUUGAGGAGGACAAUGGAAAUAUAUUCAAAUUCCACGCGCUUUGCACUUGCUUGCAAUACAUCUUCAAAAAUUAUCGAGCCCAUUCAGAGUAGAUGUGCCCUUGUUCGGUUUGCAAGAUUAUCCGAUCAAGAGAUCCUUGGACGUCUCAUGGUGGUGGUUGCUGCAGAAAAGGUUCCUUAUGUUCCAGAAGGUCUUGAAGCAAUCAUUUUUACGGCUGAUGGUGACAUGAGACAGGCCUUGAACAACUUGCAAGCGACAAACAGUGGAUUUGGUUUCGUCAACCAAGAAAAUGUUUUCAAGGUUUGUGAUCAGCCUCAUCCCUUGCAUGUGAAGAACAUGGUACGCAAUGUAAUCGAAGGAAAAUUUGAUGAUGCUUGUGCUUCUUUGAAGCAGCUCUACGAUUUGGGCUAUUCUCCCACUGAUAUAAUCACUACCCUUUUCCGAAUUAUAAAGAACUACGAUAUGGCAGAAUAUCUGAAAUUGGAAUUCAUGAAGGAAACUGGAUUUGCCCACAUGAGGAUUUGUGAUGGAGUCGGUUCAUAUCUUCAGUUGUGCGGUCUGCUGGCUAAGCUUGCAUUGGUCCGGGAAACAGCCAAAGCAGCAUAA